Molecule: messenger RNA, 1092 nt
Organism: Engraulis encrasicolus (European anchovy)
Lineage: Eukaryota; Metazoa; Chordata; Actinopteri; Clupeiformes; Engraulidae
Product: adenosine receptor A2b-like
Exons: 3
Coding region: 1-1092 (363 amino acids)
Biological process (GO): chemical synaptic transmission; G protein-coupled receptor signaling pathway, coupled to cyclic nucleotide second messenger; adenylate cyclase-inhibiting serotonin receptor signaling pathway
Cellular component (GO): plasma membrane; dendrite
Molecular function (GO): neurotransmitter receptor activity; G protein-coupled serotonin receptor activity; serotonin binding
Source: RefSeq, a predicted model, not a curated record
AUGCAUAGCAACAACAGCAGCACAGCAGUCUCCACCAGCCACUAUCAGGUGCUCAGCAUCUCUCUGAUGUCAUCUCUGGUGCUGAUCAUCACGGUGGGGAAUGUGCUGAGCCUGACCAUCUUCUUGGGCUCCAGAAGGUUCCACACUCCACAGGGAUACCUCAAGGUGUCCCUGGCCUCUGCGGACCUGGCCGUGGGUGUGGUGGUGGUCCCUUACUCGCUCUUCCAUGAGAUCAACAGUCUGUGGACAUCACAGCGAGGUCCAAGUUCAGUCUCGGGCCAGACCAAUAUUUCGGAUGAGGUUAGUGCGUUGGAGGGCGGCUUUCAGCCUUGCUUCGUCAUGGGGCCAGUGUUUGCAGGCUGCACCCUGGUGUCCAUCACCACCAUCUUCCUGCUGUCACUGGAGCGGGGCAUCACCAUCCUCAAACCACUGCAGAAGAACGUCAUUGUGACAAAACAGAGGACCCUAGGCCUCAUUGCAAUGACGUGGCUUCUCUGCUCUGUCAUAGCGGUGUCCCCUCUGCUCAUGUCCAAGGACGUCACCUUGGCUUUUAGCUCCUGCAGCAAAAUGUGCAAUUAUGUGUCCUGCUCAGCACAACAGGGGCUGCUGUGCCCGCCAGACAACAACACCAGUUUCAGCAGUUCGGUUUCCAUGGCGAUGCUGGUCUUUCCCGUCUUUGACCUCGCCAUGAUGGCGGCCACCUGUGUGGUCAACGCCGUGACCUUCUCCGCUGUACGGCGCUUCUGUCGUGGCCAUUCGCGGCCAGCAGUGGUGAGGAGGAAGUGGUUCACUAAAGCGUCGUCCAGCAUGAAGGUGUCCACCAGCGGGCCGUCCUUCUCGGACAUCCGGGCGGCCAAGACCAUCGCGGUGCUCACGGCCCUCUUCUGCGCCUCACUGCUGCCGGUGGCCGUGCUGGUGCUGGGGAACGUUCUGCUGGGCCGGCGCUGGUGCCGCUUCUCCCUCUACGCCUUCUGGAGCCUGGCCUGCAGCAGCGGCUGGAACGUGCUCGUCUACAGCACCUGCGACCGGCGCUUCCGCCAGCGCACCGGGGAGCUCCUCUUGAGCCAUCCAAAGAACACAUCCCAUGUCUGA